AUGUAUCAACCUUAUUCAGAGCGUGGGUGGUACCAGAGGACAACUGCGUUGCAACUGCUGAGAAAUAACACUGCCUCAGUAAUGAAGAAGUACAAAGAGGGUGUGGUUUACUUCGGUGAUGAUGAUAACGCCUAUGACACUCGCUUAUUCACUGACUAUAUACGAAAUGUGAAAAAGCUCGGAAUGUGGGCCGUUGGACUAUCCGGUGGAACUCCAGUGGAGUCUCCUGAGGUUAUGAAUGGAACAGUCGUCGGGUACAAGGUCAAGUGGGGCCCUAAGCGAAAAUUUGCUGUUGACAUGGCAGGAUUCGCAAUAAAUCUCAACUUUAUACUGAACACAACAGCGGUUUUUGGAAAAUCAUGUCGUAGUGGCUUUGGAGCGCCGGAACCAUGUUUCCUUGAGGAUAUGGGUUUUUCUCAAGAUGAUAUUGAGCCCUUUGGACUCGAUGAAGAAAUGACUCUCAAGGUUUUUUAA
This is a messenger RNA of Haemonchus placei, 474 nucleotides long. The record is from the annotation of a GenBank genome assembly. NCBI's taxonomy places the organism in Eukaryota, Metazoa, Nematoda, Chromadorea, Rhabditida, Trichostrongylidae.